Molecule: messenger RNA, 5210 nt
Organism: Closterium sp. NIES-67
Lineage: Eukaryota; Viridiplantae; Streptophyta; Zygnematophyceae; Desmidiales; Closteriaceae
Source: the annotation of a GenBank genome assembly
UCAAGCAAACACCACGACAGUACGAGAGAUAUGCUAGCCUGCAAUACACCCUUGGUUCUCUACUACUUGCAGAAGAGAAAUAUUCAGCAGAGGUUAGUCCGUGCUAUGGCGUCAAGUUAGCGCCACGGGUGCAUGCAUCAAAUUGCCGUCAGCAUUGUUUUCCCUACCUGCAGUUUGUAGCCUAAGUCUCGCUUUUCGAUCGAGUCAGCGUCAGUGCCGUUACUUCUCUGCCGUCCGCUCCCACGCCGUUAGGUCUAGUACCGUCAACGGGCGAUUGUAAAUCAUUCGACCAUGACCGUUCGAAUGGACUUCUCCGGUCUGACGGACCGCCUGGCCUUCCUGCUGACGUCCAUUCUCGACGAGGACAACGCGACGCCGCCGGAGUGCGCCUCGGCUCUCCGGAGCCACUGUGCGCUACUGCUGUCCCUCUUGGAGGACCUCGAGCCGCUAGUGGACGCGUGGAGCGCGCAGCGGCAGCAGCUUCGCGGAAACAUCCUGCUGCAGUCGGCGCUUGACGAGCUGCGGGUGGUUCUGGAGGAAGCUUCCGGGUUGCUGUACUGGUGCUCAUUGGCGCGCAGCAAGGCGUACAUUGCAAUCAGCUCGGAGUGGGCAGCGCAGAAGUUUCAGGUGCUGACCGUGCGACUGGGCGAAUGCCUUCGCGAAGCUCACUCCGUCGUCGAGCCGUCGCCCGUGCAGCAGCCGCACUGGCACGGGCUGUCGCACGGCCAGGCGACGGGGUGGCAGUUCCAGGUGCCGCACAUCCUCUCGAAGCUCUCCCGCGCACAGUACCCCGUGGAGCCGUCCUCCAUCCGCUGCCGCGAAACCAUCGCCUCCUUUAUCUCCCCUCACUCUUGCUCCUGCGGCGCUUCUGCUAGCGGCAGCAGCAGGAGCGGUAAUAACAGUAGGUGCUCUGGUGCUUGUAAAGGGGGGAGUGUUGCUACGAGCAUUGUCUCCAUUGGUCCGGAUAAGCGCCGUAGCUUGCUGAUGCUGGCCGGGCAGCUUGAUCUUAUAACGGAGGAGGACUUUAGCGAGGAAAUCGAGGCCCUGGAAGAGAUCAAGGAGGAGUGUGACAGUAACGGAAGUGGCUCCAGCAGCAGCAGGCGCAGCAGCAGCCGGAGGCAGAGCAACAGAACAACUAGGGGGAGAGUGGGGAGAAGAAGAGGUGGUGCUUAUAACGGGAGUCUCAACGGCAGCAUUAGCAGUGCUGGCACCUCUGGUUACCACAGUGCUAAUAGCAACAGUGACAAAGCUUCAGGCACUGACACUGAAGCUUCGGCGACAGGUACGGCAACGGACACAGGUUCGGACGCUUCCGUGCCUAACUCUGUGGCAUCAUCCUCGUUUGAGUAUGCUCCGAUAGCACCAGCAGCAAUGGUUCGGUUCAAGAACCCUGCUCUGCUAGCAGCUGCCCUAUCGGUGGUUAAGACCAUGAGGGAGGAGUGCUUGGGCAUUCCUUUUGCCGAACCUGCAGCGCCUCUCCCUGCCGAACCUGCUGUGGUUGCUGGUUCGGAAGCAGGUUCGGGAAUCAGCUCCAGCUUGGGCCAGGGUGCUCUCCCAACUGUUGCCGAGGUACCUGAACUUCCACCUGACCAGGCACCUGAAGUUGCUGACGACAUGGAGGGUGGGAAGGGCACAGCUAAGAGCACUGGUAGCAGCCCCUCAUCGGUCCUCCCUCCUGCAGCACUGUCUGUUACCCUUCCAUCACAGGAUGCCGAUGCUGCCGAUGCUGCUGCCGAAGCUGCUGCUGCUGCUGCUGCGCCUAUCACCCCCUCGUCCUCGAUCGCCUCCGCCUCUCUCUCCGCCUCUCGCUCCUCCAGAGACAUCUACCUUUCUGGCCCGGCCAGGAGAGCCGUGGCGGCUGCUGCCAAGGCAAUGGCUGCCCAGACUACUCCUGCUGCUGCUGAGGGUGAGGUUGGUGCUGCUGCUGCUGGUGUUGGUGCUGCGGGCCCUGCAGAGUCAAAAGAAUUAUCCUCGGUGACCGCACCAUUAAAAGCAACUGUAACUGCGCCUGGAACUGGGCCUGUUACAGCAGUUGUCACGGCACCUGAAACAGCACCUGAAACAGCAUCUGAAAUAGCAUCUGCAGCACCAGCAGCAGCAAACUCGGAAUCAGUAGCACCAGAAGCUAUUGCCACCCCUGUUCCAUCUGCGCCUUCUGCCAAACCUACUGUCAAACCUGCUCCCAACCCUGUUUCCAUACCUACCUCCGCACCUGCUCCUGGACCUCCAUCCCCAAUCACCCCUUCCGGAGCUUCAUUCGGGCCUGCGCGCCGAGCCGCCGCCGCUGCAGCCGCGGCCAGGCGAAAGAGGGAACAGGCUGGGAAGGCGGGAGGUGCUGCUGCUGCUGCUGCUGGUGCCGCUGCUGGUGCUGCUGCUGGUGCCGAUGCCGCUGGUGCUGGUGCCGGUGGGUGCCUUGGAGAGCUGGCAGGGUGCUUUGCAGGGGCUAAGGAGCACGAAGGGAGCGAGAUAAGGAAGGGGGAAGAGGAGAAGGGGAAAGAGGGGAGUGCGGAGGAGGGAAAGAAGUGUGGGGAGCAUGAGGGGGAGAGUGGAGUAGUGGGGGGUGAAGCGGUUGCGGUGCUGCCGAAGACUGCAAGGGAGGUUGGGGAGGAGGUUGCAAAGGAGGGAGAAGGCCCUGCAUUGAAGAAAACACCUGCGAAAACACAUGAAGUUCCACCUGCUAAAGCACCUGAGGAAACGCCUGAGGAGAAAAAGGCAGAGAAGCAGUCAGAAGUGGUGAAAGAGGUGGUGGGAGUGGUGGAAUUGGUAGAAGUGGAGGAGGUGGAGGACGAGGAGGGGGUGGGGAUGGGAGUGGGGACAGGCGUGGGGGAGGGAGAGGAGGACGUUAUGGGAGAGGAAGAGAUGGAGUCUCAGGCGUUUGAAUCAGAGCGGAAGGUGCAGCACUGGCUGGAGCAGCAGCAGCAACAGCAGCCGCAGUUGCAGCAACAGCCGCUGCAACAGCAGCAGCAGCCGCAGCAGCAUGAGGAGUUGGAUAAGCAGCGAGAGAACCUGACGCCAGACCACCUGCCGAAGCACCACCAGCAUGCUUCAGAGCAGCAGCAGAAGCAGCAGCAGCAAAAGCAGCAGCAGCAGAAGCAGCAGCCAAAGCCGCAGCAGAAGCAGCAGCUGAAGCAGCAGCCGAAGCAGCAGCCGAAGCAGCAGCCGAAGCAUCAGCAGAAGGAGCAGCCGAAGCAGAAGGGAGAAGAGCAGCACAAGAGUGCGUUGUGGUGGCUUCUGGAGGAACGGAAUGAGUAUCAAACGAGCAAGAAGAGCGAGAGCCAGAGCAAGAAGCAGGAGCAGGAGAAGCGGGAGGGGAAGGGCGAUAGAGCAAAGGAGUGGCAGGUGCAGGAGCAACCGAGCGCAAUCCCAUCAGUGUUUGAUGAAAGAGGGCGAGCACGCUCCAGGGGAAGAGACAGGGAGUCGGAGAGAGACAAGGAGAGAGGAGAUAAUCACGGAGACAAGCUCAAGGAACCCCGACGCUCCUCCCCCCUCCCCCCUCCCCCCCCAAAGAACCCCCUCCCCUCCAUCUUCCUCCACCCUGCCGAGCCUGCCGAGCUGGUUCGGAUGCUGCAGGGCUCCGAGCCUGCGCGGCUGCACGCGGCAAGCCGCAUUCGGGAGGUGGCUCGCACGGACGAGGACGUGCGGGAGCACCUGAGGCAUGCGGGGGCGCUGAGGCCGCUGCUGGACUGCAUGGCUGCGGCUGCCGGGCUGCCGGUUGGGGUUGAGGCAGUGGUGAGGCAGAGUCAGGAGAAGCUGGAGGGGCAGGGGGGGGGAGCAGGGACGGAAGGUGCUGCUGCUCCUGCUGGUGCUGCUAAUGGUGAUGCUGCAGCUGGUAUUCCCCUCUAUGCGUCUCCUGCUGCCAGCUAUCCUUACCCUCCGCCUUCUCCUUUUGCGUCAAACAUCUCCCUGACAGCUCACCCCUGGGUGGCUGCCUCCCCUGCCCACCCACCCAUCCGCUACUCCUCCUCUGCCGGCUCGACCAACCCUUCCUCCACUCCCUUCGCAGACCGCGCAGGGUCCUUCCGGGGCGUUUCCCCUGCUGCUGCCCACCAUGGCUUUCCCCCUCUCCACCACCAGCAGACCCCUCGUUCCUUCUCCACCCCCUCUCACUCACUCUCUCACUCCCUUUCUCGCUCCCACUCCUCGCAUAACCCCUCCCUUCCAGCUCCCCCCACCCCCACCCCCCCUCCUCCCUGUCCUAAUGCCAAUUGGGUGCUGGUGGAAACAGCCACAUUCGCUUUAGUCAACCUCGCUUUAGACCCCAUCAACUGCGAGCUAAUCACCGAUCUUGGCGCCGCCCCAGUCCUUGUCCACAUCCUCCGUGCUGCCCCCACCGCCACCCGGGACGCCGCAAUCGCAGCCCUCUUUGUCCUUUCCUCAAGCGACGCCGCCCGGCUCGACAUCGGCGCAGCUGGCGCAAUCCCGCUUCUCGUCUCCAUCCUACUAGAUGAAAAGCCGCAGCGGCAGCCCUCAGCCUGUCCGGCAAACUCAGACCGAGCCAAAGAAGAUGCACUCCUCACCCUCCUCAACCUCUCCCACCUCGCGUCUAACAAAUCAACUCUCCUCCUCUCCGGCACCCACCGCGCAUUAAUCCACGUUAUAAUGCGCGCUCCGGGGCAUCGCCUGGCAGACAAGGCCCUCGCUACAAUGAGGCAGCUUGUAACGAGGCCGGAGGGGAGGGAGGCGGUGGUGCAAGCAGAGGGGGUGGGCGCGCUGGCACGGGCGCUGGAGCGAGGUUCGGACAAGGGCAAGGAGGAGGCGACGGCUAUAUUAGCGGUGCUGUGGGAUAAUGAUGGGUCAGGGCAUAGGAAGGCGAUCAAAGAGAGGAAGGUGGGGAAGCAGCUGUUGGCCGUGGCAAGGGUUGGGACGGAGCGAGGCCGUGCAAAGGCGCUCCAGCUGCUGAUGCACCUUGCGUGAGUGCAGCGCGGUCUGGCUGAAGGCUGCUGCAACCACAUCUCCCCAUGCUGCAUGGAAGUUGGAUAUACCUGGUCGGGAUGUCACCUUGCUGUGUGCGGUUUCUUUGUUCUCAGUAUGCCCUGGGACUUUCUGCGUUCUAGUUAGAGCUGCUUCAGCUUCAGGCACAGCUGUCUCGACUAUAAAAGCCAGAUCCCUGCUCCACAUGACCUCUAGUAAUGCUCAUGUUAUUAUGCUAGUCUCAACUCUACUGUCAUGCAUUUUCGUUAGCUCUCUAUUUGGCUCCACUUUAUGUAGAU